Messenger RNA from Arabidopsis thaliana (thale cress), 2816 nucleotides. RefSeq names its product Plant mobile domain protein family. The transcript has a single exon. Gene Ontology annotation, biological process: meristem maintenance; meristem development. The record is from RefSeq and is marked reviewed. NCBI's taxonomy places the organism in Eukaryota, Viridiplantae, Streptophyta, Magnoliopsida, Brassicales, Brassicaceae. Bases 150 to 2588 code for a protein of 812 amino acids.
CUGCAACAUAGUUUCUGCGUGGCUUGACUUUCAAACAUUAAGCCACAAGAAAAAACAAAACAAAAAAAGCAUUUAAUUUUUCUUUCUUGCUUUCAUUUUCUUCUUGUUUCUACCGAUCGAAGAUCUUCAUUGAAAAGAGAGAAGAGCUCAUGGCGUCUCCCACAGAGAACAGUAAUCGAUCUAGUAGUAGCAAAAAACCCCAUCUUUUGAAACCUUGUCUCACCUCCAUUAAUGAAUCUCAAGCUCAUCUUUGUCAGAAACGCUCAGCUCCUUCUCCUGACUUAGAAGCUCUUUCCACGAGUGUUACUUUCUGGGGAUGGAGGUAUCCACACAACAAGUUCAACUCUUGGGCUAGAAAAAUGUCAGCUUUACACGAACCCAUUUGGAGAAAAGCUGGGAUUUUUGAAGCAAUUUUAGCAUCCACUUACAAAAUCUUUAAGAACACAGAUCUUGUUAUGGGUAUUGCUGAGAAAUGGUGUCCUGACACCAACACCUUCGUUUUCUCUUGGGGUGAAGCAACCAUAACACUUGAAGAUGUUAUGGUGCUUUUAGGUUUCUCUGUUUUGGGUUCACCUGUUUUUGCUACUCUGGAUAGCUCAGGAAAGGAGAUAAUGGCGAAACUGGGGAAAGAAUGGCUGAAGAUUAAGAAAGAUAAAGGAACAUUUGUAACCCAAAUAGCAUGGAUAGAGAGAUUCAUGGACAGUGGUGAUGAGCUUGAGCAUUUAGCUUUCCUUGUCUUGUGGCUUAGCUACUUCGUGUUUCCAACACGCUAUUAUCAUAUCUAUGAAGCUAUUUGGCCAAUUGCUAUUCAUCUUUCAAACGGUACCAAGAUGGCUCUUGCUCCUGCUGUUCUUGCACACUUGUAUGCAGACCUAAGUCUCUUGAAAAAUCACAUUACAGCUUUAAGCGAAUCGCCUAUUAAGGUCGAAAUUGAUCUGAGUUCUUUGUGUAAGCUGGUCAAUGUUUGGAUUUGGGAGAGAUUCAGGGCACUACAAUCAAAACCCAAUCUGUUGUUAAAAGGUGAGCCAAGAUUGGCUCUUUGGAAUGACCUGAAACAGAGAACCAGCAAUGCAAAGCGGAUUCUGAACAACUCGAAAAUCGAUGGUUUUGAGUGGUGUCCAUACACAAAAACUGUGAAAAACUGGGACUUUCCUCAGUUUUAUCCUGAGAAAGCGACGUGGGUGACUCUUGUUCCCAACCGUGAUGAUGAAUUUAUCUCCUUUGCUCGAUGCAUUAUGGUGUCUCAGCUUGUUGGCAUUGACAGUUUGGAGCAUUACUAUCCCAAUCGGGUGGCUUCACAGUUUGGGAGGCUUCAGGAUGUGCAUUGUCCUGUUAACCGGAACAACCUCUCACGUGAGGCAGCUUGGAAUGAUUACUACAAGCCUCUUGAUGAUUUGGAAUUAUACAUUCCUUCCCGUUCUGCAAUAUCUUGUGAUACGCCAAUGUUCUGCGACAGUUGGAGAAAGAGGGUUGUUGGGUCAGCUAAAACAUUGAGAACCAGCAUAGGUGAUGACACUAGUUUUGUUCCAUCAGGCUCUAAGAUGAAUAGAAGAAGCGAGGAUGGAAGGAAGAUAGCUGAGGAUUCAACAAAAAAGAGACUUAAGUUCAUGAAGAGUGCUCGUAAGAACGAUGGGAGUACAAUGGGUCAGAAACAGGUUAUAUCAGACGAUGCUGAUGACGAUGAUAGCCUCACCGUUGCUCAAAUAACGACACUUUAUAAGAAGAAGUAUAGUGAGAACAGUGGAGGAAAUGCUUCUGAGCCGCUUGGUAAGAAAAUAAGACUUGAGGCAGAUAACAAUGGUUUAGAGCCUUGCCAAAAGCUUUCUUCGAUAAGAUAUGAUGGGGAUGAAACUGUACCACCACCAGAAAUAAAGAAAAGGAAUGAAGAAACAGGAAGUAAAUCAGGGAUGCGUGUGGUUCUGAGCCCAUUUGAUGAAAGCAACUCUUCAAAACCUCCUGUUGAUUUUGGUCGAGCAAUUGACAUUGUUGUAUCAGCACCAGAGACAAUGACAUUCUGUGAUGAUGUAUAUGGAAACAAUGCAGAGAAGAAGACUAUGAUCGAUGAUGACAGCGAGGAAUUAAAGUGUUUGCUCCAUGAAGAUGGUACCAUAACUAGAGAAAUGGCGAGAUCAGAUAAGAAGUGUUGCAGUGAAGCUGAGAAGGAAGAUGCUGAUGGAGGGAUCAGUGACAAGGUUCUAGCAUCAAAGGCAGACAACAAAAAAUCGAUCCCUUAUCAAAAACUUGCUUCUGGAUGCGCUAAUGGAGAUGAGACAAGCAAAGCAUAUAAGCCUAAGGUACUGAAGCGGUCUGAUGGAAAUCAGGCUCAUGCUUGUUUGCUUCCUGAUGAUGGAAUCAGAAGUGAAGAAACUAUGAAAUCCAACGAGCAGUUAAAGGUUUUUGAAAAGAGAAACAAUGAUUUGGGUGAGGGUGAUGUUGAUAAUGACACCACUGAAAAGAGAUCUCAAAAGCUGAAUGUGCUGGCAUUGUCGAUAGAGGAACGUGUUCUUAAGGCAGAAAGAACUGUGGCAUGGUUGAACCAAAGGAGAGCCAUAAAACAGAGAAAAGUAGCAGCAGCUGGUUUGAGUUAGGUGUUGUUGUGGACAGAUAAAGAAAUAGAAGUCAAAUGCAAGUUAAAUAUCAAAGUUCAGUCUCAUAUCUUUAUGAUCUUUUUGGUUUAGUUUCUUUUGCUUUCCCUGCUUAGUAAUAUUUUGAGGACUGGUUUUGGUUUAAGUGUUUCAUUUGUAUCUUUUUGAACCUACUCAGUUAUGAGCAACUUAAUAACUUCUUGGUGUGUUGCAUAUAAGAGUUUUCUUACA